AUGGCUACAAUUCCACUUGCCACUUUUGUGGAGACUGUUGGAUACGCGUCUCUGAAGGAUCAUGUGCUGGCAGUAUGCAGUCCCAAUAAAGAAAUUCUCGAGGCAUUUCUUGAUAUGGCUGUCGAAGGAGCAUAUUGUGAGGGUUCAAACUCGGUGUGUAACACGGAUGUGUUGUUGCUUCUUAUCAAUUGGUUGCCUUCGUUGUCAUUUGAUCUGCAACGUUGGCUGGGAGGAUGUAUGAGUGGCACUUGUGUGUAUGGCCCACACAACCAGAUGCUGUGCUGUAGAGCUGGAAUGAUUGCUGCCGUGUUGGAUGUUCUUGCCACUGGCCAGAAGAUAGACAAACAGGCUUCAGAAUAUCUUAUUACUCUUUUGGAAACACUGGCUAAUCAUUCUGUGACAUCGUUUGAUCUUAAGAAGCUCAUUAGUCUCUUUCGACCAACAGGAGAUGGCUGCCUGUUGUAUUACACACCAAAGCUACUUGAGAUGAUGGAGAGACUUUCGCUGUCUGAUGGACGACAUGCUCCAAAAGAAUAUUUUGAUCUUCACCAUCCGAGUGCAGUAAGGCCUAAAGACUUUUUUAUUACCUUUACUGGUACCGUACUCGCUUGGUUAUUACCCGACCCCUAA
Molecule: messenger RNA, 630 nt
Organism: Corticium candelabrum
Lineage: Eukaryota; Metazoa; Porifera; Homoscleromorpha; Homosclerophorida; Plakinidae
Product: neurobeachin-like protein 1
Exons: 5
Coding region: 1-630 (209 amino acids)
Source: RefSeq, a predicted model, not a curated record